CCCUCCCUCUUCCCCUCCCCGGUGGAGAAUCAGCUCCUCCUCCUCCCAGUCGGUCGUGCGACCCUGGUGCAAAAUGCAAACAGCCGCCCGCACUCCCCACCCUGCGCGGCUCUCCCGAAGGAGGGAGAGGGAAGAGGCGAGGGCGCUGCCCCAAGCGGAGUCCAGCAAGGCUGUCAAUCGGGCGUGAACGUCCCGACGAGACGACUUGGACCUCAACUCCCUCGCACCAGCCGGACACCGCAGGGACCCCCUUUACCUGCCUCUCUGCUGGGUUUGCAUCCGGCACCCCAACUCCGAGCCUAAUUUCCCCCCCGCCGCAUAAGGUCCCGGGCCCCUGCUCCCCGUGCAGGUGGUGCAAACGCCCCUGCUCUCCGGCGCCCCCUGCCGGGAAGAGGGAAGGCGGCGGCGGCCGCGGCCGCGGACUAGCCGGACGCGGGGGCCGGGACGGAGCUCGGGCGCUGGGAAGAAGCCGGGAGCUUCCCUGAUGGUGCCGCCGCCGCCUCCGAGCCGGGGAGGAGCUGCCAGGGGCCAGCUGGGCAGGAGCCUGGGUCCGCUGCUGCUGCUCCUGGCGCUGGGACACACGUGGACCUACAGAGAGGAGCCUGAGGACGGCGACAGAGAGAUCUGCUCAGAGAACAAAAUCGCGACGACUAAAUACCCGUGUCUGAAGCCGUCAGGCGAGCUCGCCACAUGCUACAGGAAAAAGUGCUGCAAAGGGUAUAAAUUUGUUCUUGGACAAUGCAUCCCAGAAGAUUAUGACGUCUGUGCUGAGGCUCCCUGCGAACAGCAGUGCACAGACAACUUUGGCCGCGUGCUGUGUACCUGUUAUCCGGGAUACCGAUAUGACCGGGAGAGACAUCGGAAGCGGGAGAAACCGUACUGCCUGGAUAUUGAUGAGUGUGCCAACAGCAAUGGGACACUGUGUGCCCACAUCUGCAUCAAUACCUUGGGCAGCUACCGCUGCGAGUGCCGGGAAGGCUACAUCCAGGAAGAUGAUGGGAAGACGUGUACCAGGGGAGACAAGUACCCCAAUGACACUGGCCAUGAGAAGUCUGAGAACGCUGUGAAAGCCGGAACUUGCUGUGCCACAUGCAAGGAGUUCUACCAGAUGAAGCAGACUGUGCUGCAGCUGAAGCAAAAGAUUGCCCUGCUCCCCAACAAUGCUGCUGACUUGGGCAAGUAUAUUACUGGUGACAAGGUGCUGGCCUCAAACGCCUACCUUCCAGGACCUCCCGGCCUGCCUGGGGGCCAGGGCCCUCCCGGUUCACCGGGACCAAAGGGAAGCCCAGGCUUCCCCGGUAUGCCAGGCCCUCCUGGGCAGCCCGGCCCUCGGGGCUCAAUGGGACCCAUGGGACCAUCUCCUGAUCUGUCCCACAUUAAACAAGGCCGAAGGGGCCCUGUGGGUCCACCAGGUGCACCAGGAAGAGAUGGUGCUAAGGGGGAGAGAGGAGCGCCUGGGCCCAGAGGGUCUCCAGGACCCCCUGGUUCUUUCGACUUCCUGCUACUUAUGCUGGCUGACAUCCGCAAUGACAUCACCGAGCUGCAGGAAAAGGUGUUCCCACACCGGACUCACUCUUCAACAGAGGAGUUCCCAUUACCUCAUGAAUUUCCCAGCUACCCAGAAGCCAUGGACCUGGGCUCUGGAGAUGACCACCCAAGAAGAAUUGAGACAAGAGACUUGAGAGCACCCAGAGACUUCUAUCCAUAGCGCACCCCAGCACCAUCAUGUCAAAGGAAGGGAAAGAUUAUUUCACCUGCAGUUAAACCCUCUAAAGAGAAAACUCACCACUGGAGUCCUGGAAAACAUACGUUUUUCUCUUCUCUUCUCCUGACUUCUUUCUCCUCCUCCUCCUCCUCUUCCAAAUAUAAUACUGUAUUCAGAGUUCCCUCCUAGGCCUGCAGACACAAGGGAGUGAACGACUGAUUUACGUGCUUUUCGCUAAGAGUGUGUUGGGGUGGUUUGCAUUGUAAUUUUUCUUUUGCAUCCUACUUUUUCAGGAACUGUGGAUUUCAGUACUCUCACUGUGUUUUAAAUCAUAAAUUUUUCAAGUUAAAUUUGGCAGAAUAUCAAAAAGAGGGAAAUGGCAAAGUGAGCUCUAAGAAAAUAUGAGGCUGCUUUUAAGGCAUAUGCUCAGAAUAGACCGUAACUCCUCUAGUAUCAAAAUGAGGGCUCUUCAAUUAAAAAGGGGUGGGAGGACAGAUUUGUAGUUGUACUUUGGUGUAGAAUUCUUUUUCUUGUCCUAGACUUUAAAUAUUUUAUCCCCUUAUCUGACCUUGUUUCCCAAAUUAAAGAGAGGAGAGAAUUGAGUGGAGUUUAAGAGAAGAUAGAAAAGAAUUACAGUGAAAUAUUUACUGUUACAUAGAUUGGUGCCUUCUAAACUUCAAAUAUGGUGCUUAAGGUUUUAUGCCAUGCUUAUCUGUAAGUGUUCUAGUUAGGUAAGAAAAUUAAACCCUCUUUUCAACAAACAGAAAGUGAAAUGCGCUGAUUCACAUUAAAACAAUGGGCCCUGGAUUGCUAGAGUAUUUUUAAGCUGUUUAAUCAAGAACGAAGCUUGCUCUAUAAAUCACAGAUAAUUUGUUCAAUAAAGUGGCUGACCUUAGAGGUGCAGAAUUCCUGGUGCUGAGCAGGCGCCCAGAAGGUGCCAUUCGGUGUCAUGAUCCAGACUGAAGCAAUGUACAGUGGGGUUCAAGGCUACGAGGUGGUUGCUGGCUUCAGCUGACCUCACUAACGCCAUCAGCAGUGGUAGGUAAAUUUGUUCUCCUUGGAUAUUAGAAGUCCUUGUCUGGAGCCAAUCGAGCUUGCCAACAUGUUGAGAAUAAUACACUGUUGAAAGUGACCUUGGAUGGAGAGGAAAAAACAAGCGGUUUUCCUUGCUUGUAAAAACUUCCUUCCUAUGCCCAUUUUUCCUUAAUUUUCUUUAAUUUAGUCCAAGCUCCAGUUCUUGUAGGCCUUCUCUUUGGUUUCUUUUCCCCUGCAACGUGAGAAGCAGUUCAGAAAAGGUUCUGUUUCUCAAGCUCCCUGUGAGUUAGAGUGCUUUCUCAGAGCACCUCUGGAUCCGAAAGGGAAGCAUGUGCCUGCCAAGGUUUUCUGUGGGUCCAGAAGCACCAGGAACAAGAGACCAGAAAGGUGGUCUGCUCCUUUGUAACCUUGUCGAGGGACCUCUUGUUUCCAGUGAGCAGCUCAUAGGUUACUCACAUUCCACGUUCUCAUUGGACACACAGAGUGGCUCUUUAUCUACCUUUGCGGGAGACUUUCACUCUUACAUUGAGCUUCACAAAUGAUCAUUCUCAUAUUCACUCAUGUUGGACUAUCCCAUCCUGCCAUGUCGUUU
Messenger RNA from Saimiri boliviensis boliviensis (Bolivian squirrel monkey), 3332 nucleotides. It is a transcript of the gene CCBE1, whose product is annotated as collagen and calcium binding EGF domains 1. Gene Ontology annotation, biological process: glomerular basement membrane development. Lineage: Eukaryota; Metazoa; Chordata; Mammalia; Primates; Cebidae. The record is from RefSeq and is a predicted model, not a curated record. Gene Ontology annotation, molecular function: extracellular matrix structural constituent conferring tensile strength; calcium ion binding. Gene Ontology annotation, cellular component: collagen type IV trimer.